Molecule: messenger RNA, 1370 nt
Organism: Parasteatoda tepidariorum (common house spider)
Lineage: Eukaryota; Metazoa; Arthropoda; Arachnida; Araneae; Theridiidae
Product: dehydrogenase/reductase SDR family member 7
Molecular function (GO): oxidoreductase activity
Source: RefSeq, a predicted model, not a curated record
UUUAGAAACCUGUCGCAACAAAAUGGUUUAUAAAAUUGCUGUUGUAUGAUUUUUUUCUUUGCUUGUUUGGUCUGCCUGAAGCAUUUAUUUUGUCAAGAUAACCUGUAGCAGGAAGUGAAUAAACAAUAGACUUUAUCAGUCAGUUAAUUAGUAGCAUGAUAGGUUUACUUGGCUUUUUUAAUUACCCUGUUUUUUUUUAAACGGUUUUGGAAACUUCCAACGUUAGCCAAAUGGAUAUCAUAUUAAUUAUAAUUUGUAUAUUUAUUUUACUUUUUGCAUUUUUUAUGCUUUUUGCCGAUGCUGAUUUAACUCUUUUAUUUUACCAUACAUUUUAUUCGCCAAAAGAUUUUGGGAAGGAUGUUGUCUGGAUAACUGGAGCUUCAAGUGGCAUAGGGGAGUAUUUAGCUUACAGUCUUGUGAAGAGAAAUGCUAGGCUUGCAUUAUCUGGUGUUAAUGUUGAAAGACUGCAAAAUGUGAAAAAACAUUGUCUUGAAUUUUCCAAAUGUUCAGAAGAUGAUGUUUUAUUAGUUCCAUUUUCAAUUCAAGAUUUUGCACAACAUGAAGAAUGCGUUUCAAAAGUACUAGAACAUUUUGGUCAAAUUGAUAUUUUAAUUAAUAAUGCUGGGGUUUCUCAAAGAGCAGACUUUGGAACUACUGACAUUGAAGUUGAUAUAAAUUUGUUCAAUGUUAAUGUUUUUGGAGCUGUUAAUCUCACAAGAAAAGUGCUGAAACACUUUUUAGAGCGGAAAAAAGGUCACAUAGUAGCUACCAGUAGUAUGGCUGGAAAAAUUGGAGCACCAUAUUCUUCUGCUUAUACUGGGUCAAAACAUGCAAUGCAUGGCUAUUUUGAAUGUUUGAGGACUGAACUGAUUCAUGAAAAUAUACAGGUUACUAUAGCUUGUCCUGGGCCUGUAUUUUCACGUAUAACUGACAGAUGUGUUACCGGGAAAGUAGGAGAAGUAUAUGGUCAUGUACAACAGUCUUCUGACAAGAAAAUGAAAACGGAACGUUGUAGUGAGUUGAUGGUCACAGCAAUUGCAAACAAAUUAGAUGAAUGUUGGAUUACUUUUCAACCUCUGUUAGUAGUGCUCUAUUUGGCUCAAUACAUUCCGUCCUUUUAUAGAAAUUUCAUUUUGAAAAGGGCAUUCAGCAAAGAACGUGUUAUGAAAAUGCGUCAAGGUCGUUAAAUCUUGGAAUUGACUAUUGAGUUAAUGGAUCAAGUUGCUGAAUUUUGUUAUUGCUGAUAUUAAUUUUUAUAUGCUUUAAUCUUUUCUUAAUAUACUUUUCAUUAAUGGUGCUAUUGGCUCUUGUUAUAACAUAUCUUUUUGUACUUUCUCACUCUUUUUAAAUAAAUAUAUUUUCUGUAAAAA